AUGGGAAACACAACUUCUAAUCACCCUCAAAUCACAGGAGUUUUUAGUGAAUACUCUUUUCACCAUAAAAAUUGUCUUAUUUCCUCUCAUUCUACAUAAAGAAAAAUAUUAAAGGCUGCUUCAAAGGGAAAUGAAUUACCUCAUAGAAGUAAUCGUCGAUUUGCUCCUAAUAUUCUCAAAUCGUUAGAGUUCAAAAGUGAAGGUAAUCAUUACAUAUAAAUGAAACAAUAUAAAAAAGCUAUUGAAUCCUACACACAAGCUAUUAAUCUCUAUGAUCAUGAUUCUAUCUACUUCUCAAAUCGAUCAGUGGCAAAUAAGCUUCUCAAUAGAUUCUAGGAGGCCAAACAAGAUGCUUAAUAAGCUAUAAAGAUAGAUAAGUGUAACUCAAGAGCACAUUUUCUUUAUGGAACUGUAAUUUUGAUUGAAGUCCAAAUGUUCCCUGAUAUUACCGAGGCACUUAUAAAGCAAGCAUAAUUAGGAAUUGAAGAACUUGAAAAAGCUUCUGAAUAGGUUAAAUAAAAUAAAAAUGAAUAAAAAAAUAAAUUAAAAGUCUUGAUUAAUCAAAAUUUGGCUAAAGGAAAAAGAAUGAUUUAUUUGAUAAGAUAAGAAAUUGAUAAAAGAAAUAUCCUAUCUCUAAAAUAAACUUUAAAGGAUAUUGCACAUAGAUAGCAUUAACAACUAGAUUGGAAUCUUAUAGAGCAGAAUAUCCACAAAAAAACCGAAAUAAUAUUGCCAGAAUACUUUUUAUGCCCUAUUACAUAUGAAAUAAUGGAUGAACCCACACUUCUCAAUUCAGGAUUAACUUAUGAUAAAAUUAGUAUCCAAUAGUAAUUUAAAUAAAAUGGUUAUGUGGAUCCUAUUACUAGAGAAAACAUCGAUCCUUUGGGAUUGAUUUAAAAUAUCUAAUUAUAAAAUGGGAUCCAAUAAAUUAUAUAAUAAUAUGGAUGGAUAGGAAUAGAAAAUGAAAAAGAUUACAAGGCAAUUAAAUUUGAAUGA
This is a messenger RNA of Paramecium tetraurelia, 996 nucleotides long. RefSeq lists its product as uncharacterized. Gene Ontology annotation, biological process: positive regulation of proteolysis; proteasome-mediated ubiquitin-dependent protein catabolic process; cellular response to misfolded protein. Gene Ontology annotation, cellular component: cytoplasm. The record is from RefSeq and is a predicted model, not a curated record. Gene Ontology annotation, molecular function: ubiquitin protein ligase activity; protein-folding chaperone binding. The transcript is spliced from 4 exons. NCBI's taxonomy places the organism in Eukaryota, Ciliophora, Oligohymenophorea, Peniculida, Parameciidae.